Messenger RNA from Penicillium cataractarum, 1833 nucleotides. RefSeq names its product putative GPI anchored endo-1,3(4)-beta-glucanase (gene eng2). Gene Ontology annotation, molecular function: hydrolase activity, hydrolyzing O-glycosyl compounds. The coding region runs from base 1 to 1833 and encodes 610 amino acids. The transcript has a single exon. Gene Ontology annotation, biological process: glucan catabolic process. NCBI's taxonomy places the organism in Eukaryota, Fungi, Ascomycota, Eurotiomycetes, Eurotiales, Aspergillaceae. The record is from RefSeq and is a predicted model, not a curated record.
AUGCUUUCCUCCUCGCUUUCCCUCAGCGCUGGUUCGCUGUUCCUUGCUUUGCUCGCCUCGCCAGUCGCGGCGGCUUCCGAGAGUUACUCACUGGUUGAGAACUGGCACGGCGAGAGUUUCUUGGACUACUUCAACUUCCACGUUGGCUCCGAUCCUACCAAUGGAUUCGUCACAUAUCUCGACAAGACUAGCGCAGAGAGCGCAGGCCUCGUGAAGGUUAAUGACGACGGCAGUUUUUAUAUUGGCGUCGACCACAACACAACACUUUCAACAACUGACCAGGGCCGUGACUCUGUUCGCAUCGGCAGUAAGAAGUACUAUGACCACUCCCUGGUGAUUGCUGAUAUUUCCCACAUGCCGGGAAGCAUCUGUGGUAGCUGGCCUGCCUUUUGGUCUGUGGGUAAGAACUGGCCAUCGGAUGGCGAGAUUGAUAUCAUCGAGGGCGUCAACCUGCAGGAUCACAACGAAAUCGUUAUGCACACCGCCGGUACUUGCAGUAUCACCGACACGGGUAUGACUGGCUCUGUCAAUGCUACUGGCUGUGGUGAGGAUCUGGGCACCGUUGGCUGCGUGAUCGAGGGCCAACAGGGUAGCUACGGUACUUCAUUCAACAAGCAGGGCGGCGGUGUCUACGCUAUGCAGUGGACCGAGCAAUUCGUCAAGAUCUGGUUCUUCCCCCGCGCUUCCAUCCCUACUUCCAUCACCAAGGGUGCCCCCGACGUUUCCCAGUUCGGCACUCCCAUGGCCCUCGUGGAGGAUGGCUGUGAUGUUGCCACCAGCUUCAAGGCUCAAUCGUUCGUGUUUGACAUUACUUUCUGUGGUGACUGGGCCGGUGGUGUUUACGGCCAGUCCGGAUGCCCUAUGUCCGGCUCGGAUUCCUCGCAGAGCUGCAUCAGCUACGUCGCCAAGAACCCCGCCGCAUUCGAGCAGACCUACUGGGAGAUCAAAUCUGUCAAGAUUUACCAGACUGGAGUCGCUGCCAAGACGGUUGCCUCUACCUCGCACUCUACGAGCUCCACUCAUGGCACCGCUGCCCAGGCCGUGACCGAAGCCUCUGCUACUCAGGCUGCCCCUGAAACCACUGCCCAGACCUCCGCCGCCGUGGUGGAGACCGCUGCCUCUGCUGCUUCUACCUCCACUGAAUCUAGGGCUGCUGCCGUCACUGCCGGCACUGUUGGCGAGCUGGGUAGUGAUGUCUCCUCUGCCGGUGAGCAGACCACGAAGAGCGCCACCACGCGAUAUGUCACCGAGUUUGUCACUUCCACCACAACACUUUGCCCAGUCGCUGAGGCCUCCGCUUCUUCUUCUGCUGCAGCUGUAGAGAGUAAGGCUCUCGCUGCCUCGUCUUCUGAUAACUCCAAUGUUGCAAAUGUCCCCGCCACUGCCGCGUCCGCCAAUUCAGAACCUUCGUCUGCUACAAACUCUGUCCAGGAGGUUCAAACUCAACCUGCAGUCGAGGCCUCUGCCGCUUCAACUCCCGUUGCCGCUUCCGUCUCGCAGGCCGUGAGCAGCCAGACAUCCAGCCAACUGACCGAUGCCGAUGCUGCAUCAAGCAGCGCGCCCGCAAGCGUGGCCUCAACGGAUGGCCCACUCCCAACCAUCAUCAUGGCCCCUGGAAUGACCGCUGCAUCAGCUAGCGCUCGGAUUACUUCCAAGCCGUAUCAAACCAGCUCCGCCAAUGCUAUUGCUACUGCCGCCUCUGCGGCCUCGGGCAGCACUUUCCAGGGAAGCACCAGCAGUGCUGUCAGCCCUGUCUUUACUGGUGCUGCCGAGAAGGCUUCUGUGAAGUUCUCGACAAUUAUUGCAGCAUUCCUUGUCGCCCUGAUGGCUUAA